Molecule: messenger RNA, 2113 nt
Organism: Amyelois transitella
Lineage: Eukaryota; Metazoa; Arthropoda; Insecta; Lepidoptera; Pyralidae
Product: elongation of very long chain fatty acids protein AAEL008004
Exons: 11
Coding region: 306-1301 (331 amino acids)
Biological process (GO): very long-chain fatty acid biosynthetic process; fatty acid elongation, saturated fatty acid; sphingolipid biosynthetic process
Cellular component (GO): endoplasmic reticulum membrane
Molecular function (GO): fatty acid elongase activity
Source: RefSeq, a predicted model, not a curated record
CCGCCGCACGGCCAGUACUAAACUCACCUGACAGACGAGCGCAGGCGCUUCGUCCGCGCUCACGCCGCGUCUAUUCUAUUAUAAAUUCACACGAUAAAUAGCGCCCCCACUUCGACUAUAAAUUAAUUCCGAAACAGCAGUUGUUCAACCCUCGGGAGUGCUAGUGUUCUUGGACUGAAGCUGACGUGUAAAGGAAGAUCACCAAAAAUCUUGUCUGAGAUCUACUCCUAUCAGAAUAAAUUAAAUUUCGCUGCUCAAUAACAACUUGCCCUUUGCCUCGCGAAACAUAUUUAGGAAUCAUUACAAUGGCGCUAAUACUACAGUAUUUAGAUGACAUGCACGUUUUUAUGGACAAAUAUGGAGAUCCUCGAACAAACCCUUGGUUCCUGAUGAGUUCCCCGUUUCCUACACUCAUUAUUUGCCUUUCAUAUGUAUAUCUAGUCAAGGUUUUGGGCCCUCGGCUUAUGGAAAACCGAAAACCAUUUGAAUUAAAAAAUAUUAUUAUAGGAUAUAACUUUUUACAAGUAAUCUUCAGCGCAUGGCUGUUUUAUCAGAGUUUGAUGGGGGGUUGGCUGAAACAUUACAGCCUAAGAUGCCAACCUGUGGACUACUCAGACAAUCCCGUAGCCACUAGAAUCGGUUGGUCAGGCUGGUUCACAGGCGAAUAUAGUUAUCGGUGCCAGCCGGUCGACCACUCGACUAAGCCACAGACAAUGAGGAUGGUGCAUGCUUGUUGGUGGUACUAUUUCUCAAAAUUUACUGAAUUCUUCGAUACGUUCUUCUUUAUCCUAAGAAAGAAGAAUGACCAAGUGUCAACCCUGCACGUGAUCCACCACGGCGUGAUGCCCAUGUCGGUGUGGUUCGGCGUCAAGUUCACUCCCGGGGGCCACUCGACCUUCUUCGGGCUGCUCAACACAUUCGUACACAUUAUCAUGUACACGUACUACAUGCUGACGGCGAUGGGACCGCAUAUGAGGAAGUACCUCUGGUGGAAGAAAUACGUUACCACAUUACAAAUGACCCAGUUCGUCUGCAUCAUCGUUCACGCAUUCCAGCUGUUGUUCAUCGAGUGCAACUACCCGCGGGCGUUCGUCUGGUGGAUCGGAAUGCACGCCGUCAUGUUCUUCUUCCUCUUCAGAGAUUUCUACAUCAACUCUUACAAAAAGCCAAAGAAGCGCGCCGCGUCGCCGCCGCCCACCGCGCUGGAGGCGCCGCUGUACAAGAACGGCGUCGUGAAGAACGGCUUCAGCAACGGGCACGCGUUCGUGCGCGCGCGCACCGUGCUGCCCGCCGGCAACUGACGCCCGCCCGACGCCGCGGGCUGCUCCCCUUGUACAUAUUGUUAGCGACUAUCGAUGGUGUACAUUUUAUUCUAUUUAUCGGUAUAAAAACUAUAGCUAGACUUGUGAUCGCAUAGCGUUUUGUACUUUUUUUAGGUUAGAGGAGUCGCUUUUAGAUUUAGACGUUUGAAACCGGACGAUACGAAUUGAAUUUCCGGGACCGCUGACGAAAUUCCACUUGUAGAUAUUCGACCGAAUGAAAAACCUUGCCGCAUUUCAGAGUGAUUUGUUUUACGUUAUGCUGCAGGAAUGUAAUUUUGUAUAAAAUGUAUUGUGUGAAUAUUAUUAUAGAAUAUAAUGUUAAAUCAAAUAUACAUAAAUGUUACUUUAGUAACAUUUGACUGACGACAGACGUUGUGGUUGGUUUUACACUUAGCUUAUUGUGUUUAAGUACAGUUAUGUACUAAUUGUAUACAUUGAUUAUUCAAUGUGAUUUUAGAUUAAUUAUUAUUAUUUUGUUGAAGUGGUUGUGUUGGUUAUUUAUUUUGUUUAAUUUAUCUUUUAUUUAAAACCAAAAUUAUCUAUAUAUAAGUUGACAUUAACGGGUUUGUAGAAUAGCCAUCGAAGUUCUUCCUUUGUUUAGUCUUCCGUUUUGUUUUUCUUUUUGUACUUAUCUUGAGGUGCUUUCUUACUAUGAACUACUAUUUCGUUCAUAUAGAUAAUGCGAAAGUUAGCCGUAUUACAAAAAUGUCUCAUUCACAAUGAAAUUGUUUAUAUCUGUACCUAUUAUAAUUUUUAUACAAAAAUACGCAAAUAAAUAAGUACAAUAAUUA